AUCUCGACGAGUGUCAGACACCACACCAGUGCCAACACGAGUGCAGGAACAGCCUGGGCAGCUACAGCUGCCUCUGCCCCUCUGGCUACCGGCUGCUGUCCAAUGGGAAAACCUGCCACGAUGUGGAUGAGUGCAGGGAGGGCACAAUCCAGUGCGGCCCCAGCCAGAUGUGCUUCAACACGCGUGGAGGUGCCCUCUGCACAGACGUGCCGUGCCCGGCUGGGUACCGGAGAGGCUCCAGCCCAGCGCUGUGCGUGGGGCGCUGCCCCCCGUUCUGCGGCCCGGCGGGUCCCCCCACGCUGCAGUACCAGCUGCUGCCCCUGCCCCUCGGCAUCGCUGCCCGCCGGGACGUGCUGCGCCUCACCCCGGCCUCCUCCCUGCGCCACCGGCCCGUGUUCCGGCUGCUGGAGCCGGAGCCCGACAGCCCCUUUGCCCUGCGCAGCGAGCGGGGCCGGGGCAUCGUCUCCACCGUGCGGCCGCUGCGGGAGCCCGGCACGCACCGGCUGCAGGUGCAGGCGCUGCUCCCGGACGGGCAGCGAGCGCCCAGCACCUUCCUCCUCCUCAUCUCCGUCUCGCCCUACCCUUACUGACACAGCCCAGGGGCAGGAGGGGAUCAUUUCUCCUCCUGUCCCUCCCCACCCCAUCGGUGGGGCAUGUGGUUCAGGGAAUGCUGAGCUUGUACCUCUUGUGUCCCUCCCAGACACCCCUGCCCCUCUCAGCUGUGCUCCUUUCACCCAGGGCCGGGCCCUGACUCAGCAGGAGAGUCAGGAUCCCAUGGGGGAUAAGAUGUGCCACCAAUCUCCUGCAAUCAGGUCCCAAAUCCCAGAGCAAACACAGCUUUGGGUGUGUUUGGAUGGCCUUGGCUGCUGUCAGUCCCCAAAUGUGGGGGUGGGAAGGUGAACUGGGAGACAGUGGCCAGCAAGGGUCCCACCAGGGAGCAGGGAGGGAUUCCCUGAGCUGGGGAGGGUGUGGGACACCCCAGCAUUAACCAUUA
Zonotrichia albicollis (white-throated sparrow) is the source of this 994-nucleotide messenger RNA. Lineage: Eukaryota; Metazoa; Chordata; Aves; Passeriformes; Passerellidae. The record is from RefSeq and is a predicted model, not a curated record.